AUGUUGUCUAAGAUCCUCAUCGCUUUCUGUGCCUUUACAGUGGUGUUAAGUGCAUCCUUUUCAAGACCAAAUGUAGAUAUCAUUUCUUCACGUGCCGACAUUUCCCCAGAUGGUUCUUUCCAAUGGAGCUAUCAAUCAGCUGACGGGACCAGUCAGGAACAGUCUGGAAGACCAGAUGUACUAGGCCAAAUUGUGCAAGGUAACGCUGAGUGGUACGAUCCUCAAGGAGUAAGGCACAAUAUCGUAUAUGUGGCUGAUGCUAAUGGUUAUCAGGCAGCCAGUGCUGAUAUUCCCGUAGGACCACCAAUUCCCGCUGCUAUCCUGAAGUCUUUACAGUGGAAUGCUCGCCAUCCUGAAGAGCAGUGA
Molecule: messenger RNA, 366 nt
Organism: Anthonomus grandis grandis
Lineage: Eukaryota; Metazoa; Arthropoda; Insecta; Coleoptera; Curculionidae
Product: larval cuticle protein III/IV-like
Exons: 1
Coding region: 1-366 (121 amino acids)
Cellular component (GO): chitin-based extracellular matrix
Molecular function (GO): structural constituent of chitin-based larval cuticle
Source: RefSeq, a predicted model, not a curated record